AUGGGUGUCCCCUCAUUUUUCAGAUGGCUGAAGGGACAUUACCCACUUUUACUCAGCCAAUGCAUUGAAACAGAGUUAGACGAAGACCCAUCUCAACCAAACCCAAAUACUGAAGGAGAUGUCGAAUUUGAUAAUUUGUAUUUGGAUAUGAAUGGUUUGAUUCAUCCAUGCUAUCAUCCAAAGAAUCAAGAACAUCCAAAAACAUAUCUUGAAGUAUUCCAAAAUGUAGAAAAAUACGUUGACAGAAUUUUUAAUUUAGUUCGCCCUCGAAAGGUUUUAUUUAUGGCAGUUGAUGGUGUUGCUCCAAGAGCUAAGAUGAAUCAGCAAAGAAUACGAAGAUUUUGCGCAGCAAAAGACUCAGAAUAUAAUCGUUAUAUGCAAUGUCAAGAUUUAUCAAUUACAAAAGAAGAAAUUGAUGAAAUAAUGGAUCCUCAGACUAUUAUACAAUCAGAUACAAACACAAUUACACCAGGAACCGAAUUUAUGAUGCAAUUAUCAGAUUAUAUUACAGAAAUGAUUAAUCGCAAGCAGAAAACAUCACCAGCAUGGUCAAAUAUAGCAGUUAUAUUCUCAGAUGCAUCAGUUCCUGGCGAAGGAGAACACAAAAUUAUGGAAUUCAUUCGAAGUCAAAGAGUUGAGUUUAAUUAUGACUUUUCGCGUCAUCACUGCGUCUAUGGUCUUGAUGCCGACUUCCUUUUCCUCGGUUUAUCAUGUCACGAAUUAUUCUUUACAAUAUUAAGGGAAGAAGUCUUCAAUGUAGAGAAUCUAACACCUCCUGCCGGAAGAUUUGGUCCUGCCAAAUUUUUAUUUGCGAAUGGUUUUGUUUUUCGUCAGUAUCUCGAACGAGAUUUGAAACCAGCCAAAAUGGGCUUUGAUUGGUACUUCGAACGUGCACUAGAUGAUAUUAUAUUCCUUUGCGUAACAGCAGGUAACGAUUUCUUACCUCAAAUCCCAGGAAUGAACAUUCUUGGCGGUUCCAUCGGAAAAAUUUUCGAAUUGUACAAGAAAAUUUUGCCAGAAUUAGGUGGAUAUAUCACUGAUAAUGGGAAUGUUGACUGCAAAAGAGCUGCUAAGUUCCUUCAUUCUCUUGUUGACAGUGAAGAAAUCGCACUUCAAGGUAUUAUGAACCCUUCUAAUUUAUCAAAAGAAGCUUCAAUAAAUACCAACAAAAUUUACCAAAACGAUUAUUCGCAAAUUGAAAAAGUGCCACGACCAAUUUCCUCAGAAAUCACUCUUGAAAAACCGGAUGAUGCUUUUGAGAAUUUGCAACAGAGAUAUUAUAAAGAGAAGCAUGGUUUCGAUGAAAAAGAUGUUGAAAAAGUAAAAGAUGUUUGCAUAAAUUAUCUCAAAGGAAUGGCAUGGACAUUACAGUACUAUUUGCAUGGAUGUACAUCAUGGAGCUGGUAUUAUCCUUAUUAUUAUGCUCCUUUGUUGUCUUCUUUCGAGUUACUGGAAAAUUUAGAUAUAAAUUUGUCAGUUUUGGACGAUUCCAAGCCAAUACCACCGUUAGAACAACUUAUGUCUGUUCUUCCGCCACAAAGUAGUCAUCUUCUCCCUCAAAAUAUGGCAGAAUUGAUGAAAAAAGGUUCUCCUCUGGAAAAAUAUUAUCCAACAACGUUUUCUAUUGACAUGAUGGGCGGACAUCAGCCAUGGAAAGGAAUAACAUUCAUUCCUAUCAUUGAUGGUGAGUUUCUCGAGAAAACUUUGAAAGAUUCAAAAAUUAUUUUAACUGAUGAAGAAGAAAAAAGGAACAAAACAGGAUUUGUUAAAGUCUUUGUUCAAAAUAAGGACGAAGGUCUCUGUGAUGGUUCUUUAAUUUGGGGAGAACUCAAGAAAACUGAAAUUGAAAAUUGUUUUCAUUUCAUAUUCGAAAAUCCACCUCGUGAAAAGAAUUUAUCGUAUAUUCCAUUGAAUAUUGAUCUUCCUCGUAAUAUUGUUGGAGGCGUCUGUGUUGGACCUUCGAAACCUGAAGACAUGCCAUUGUCAAUUCCAGGAAUUCCGUAUAACUGCAAGAGAGAUUUCAGAAUUACUAAAAUUAUCCAAGAAAAAACACGAAAGUCAACACUUUCUGUUAAUAAGAAAAAGAAAAAUUUAUCUCAUCUGAUUUAA
Molecule: messenger RNA, 2109 nt
Organism: Trichomonas vaginalis G3
Lineage: Eukaryota; Parabasalia; Trichomonadida; Trichomonadidae
Product: 5'->3' exoribonuclease family
Exons: 1
Coding region: 1-2109 (702 amino acids)
Biological process (GO): nuclear-transcribed mRNA catabolic process
Cellular component (GO): nucleus
Molecular function (GO): 5'-3' RNA exonuclease activity; RNA binding
Source: RefSeq, a predicted model, not a curated record